This is a messenger RNA of Aspergillus terreus NIH2624, 1335 nucleotides long. Its product is annotated as putative oxidoreductase. The coding region runs from base 1 to 1335 and encodes 444 amino acids. The record is from RefSeq and is a predicted model, not a curated record. Lineage: Eukaryota; Fungi; Ascomycota; Eurotiomycetes; Eurotiales; Aspergillaceae. The transcript has 2 exons.
AUGCCCAUCCCCAUUAUCAUCCAGGGCGUGCGUGAGGGCGUCUCGUCCAUUCCGUAUGCCUGGACCGUCCUGCAGGUCGCCCCCUGGGCGCUCCUCCUGGCCGCAUUGAAGUACUACUUUGGCGGCGCACGCAAUGGCUCCGAGCGAUUGAUGCAUUCGAAGGUGGUCAUGGUGACGGGCGGAACAUCCGGCAUCGGUGCCAGCGUCGUCUACGAGCUCGCCUCGCGCGGCGCCCAAAUCAUCCUGCUCACACAGCACGCCCCCAACGACAUCUUCCUGGUCGACUACAUCGAGGAUCUGCGCAAGUCGACCGGCAACCAGCUCAUCUACGCCGAGCAGGUCGACCUGCGCUCGCUGCACUCCAUCCGCACCUUCGCCACCAAAUGGAUCGACAACGUCCCGCCCCGCCGCCUCGACAUGCUCAUCCUCUGUGCCGGCACCGCAACCCCCACCUCCGCCUCGCCGCGCCCCGUCACCCCGGACGGCCUCGACGAGGAGUGGCAGGUCAACUACCUCGCCAACUUCCACCUCCUGAGCAUCCUCAGCCCGGCCCUGCGCGCCCAACCGCCCCACCGCGACGUGCGCGUCAUCUUCACCACCUGCACCAGCUACAUUGGUGGGAAGUUGAACCUCAAGGAGGCUGACACCGCACCGACUACUGCUGCUGCUGCCGCCGCCGCUACCGCCAUGGCGACAUCAUCGAAGAAAGGCAAAUCGAAAAAGAAACCCACGCCCGCCACCACUACUUCCUCUUCCAUGGCGACCAGAAAACGCCCCAACCUGUUCGCCGCCAGCAAACUCUCCCUCAUGAUCUUCGCCCACGCCUUCCAACAACACCUCAACGCCUACAAGCGCCCCGACGGCCAGCCGCCCUGCACCCGCGUCCUCGUCGUCGACCCGGGCUUCAGCCGUACCCCCGGCACACGCCGCUGGCUGACCGGCGGCUCGCUGUGGGGUCUGCUGUUCUACCUGCUGACCUGGCCAUUCUGGUGGCUUGUGCUCAAGUCGGCACCGCAGGGCGCGCAGAGUAUCCUGUAUGCGGCGAUGGAGGCCAAAUUCGGCCGUGGGACUGGCGGGUGGAUGGUGAAGGAAUGUCGCGAGGUGGACUUUGCACGGCGCGAGAUCACAGACCAGGAGGUGGCGCGGCAGUUGUGGGAGUUUAGUGAGAAGCAGAUUGAGGUGAAGGAGCGCGAGGGCGCGCUUCUGAGGGCGAUGCAGAACCAGAACCCGGAGCAAGAUUCGCAGAAAGGACAGGAGCAGGCAGCGACUGGGUCCGGGUCCAAGGCGGGGGAUAAGACGCCUGGGUCGCGACGGAGCCGACGGACGAAUAAAUAG